This is a messenger RNA of Mercurialis annua (annual mercury), 4111 nucleotides long. RefSeq names its product heat shock 70 kDa protein 15-like. The record is from RefSeq and is a predicted model, not a curated record. The transcript has 9 exons. The coding region runs from base 283 to 3915 and encodes 1210 amino acids. Gene Ontology annotation, cellular component: cytosol; nucleus. NCBI's taxonomy places the organism in Eukaryota, Viridiplantae, Streptophyta, Magnoliopsida, Malpighiales, Euphorbiaceae. Gene Ontology annotation, biological process: protein folding. Gene Ontology annotation, molecular function: ATP-dependent protein folding chaperone; ATP binding.
AAUUUAAAAAUGUCUUUUGUUUCAAUUCAAAUAAAAGGGCUGAGUAAUGUGGUUCUAGUGUUCCACAAGAAGGCUCCUCCGUUUAAAGAGAAUUCGCAGGUAAAAUUAAAUAACUUGAAUUAUAUUGAUUGCAUAUGGCCUUCUCGUAGUGCUUAUCAUGUUCAGAUUGUUCACUUUAUGUUGAUUGAUUAUGCUAUUAUGUGUCAUUGAUUCUUAUUUGUGGGGGAACAAUUGAUUUAUUAAUUGCUGUACGAAACCUAAUUGGUAUAAAUUGGGUGAAAAAUGAGCGUGGUUGGGUUUGAUUUGGGGAAUCAGAGCUGCAUUGUUGCAGUUGCUAGGCAAAGAGGGAUUGAUGUUGUACUUAAUGAUGAAUCAAAGCGUCAAACUCCUGCCUUUGUAUGCUUUGGUGAUGAGCAGCGCUUCAUUGGGACUGCAGGAGCUUUAGCCACUAUGACGAACCCUGCAAACUCUAUAUCUCAGUUUAAGCGCCUCAUCGGAAAACCUUUCUCUGAUCCGGAGUUGCAGAAGGAUAUUAAAACAGUGCCUUUUUCUGUAAUUGAAGGCCCUGAUGGGUUUCCUAUGAUUCGCGCUUGGUCUUGGAAUGAACCCAAGUACUUUACGCCAACCCAGGUUUUGGGAAUGAUGUUCUCAAAUAUGAAAGGGAUAGCUGAGAAGAAUCUGAAUACUGCAGUGGUGGAUUGCUGCAUAGGAAUUCCAGUUUAUUUUACUGAUCUUCAGAGAAGGGCUGUCAUGGAUGCGGCCACUAUCGCUGGACUUCGUCCUCUCCGUUUGAUUCAUGAAACUACAGCUGCAGCGCUAGCUUAUGGUAUAUAUAAGACGGAUUUACCAGAGACUGACCCGCUAAAUGUUGCUUUUGUUGACAUUGGCCACGCGAGCAUGCAAGUGUGCAUCGCCGGAUUUAAGAAGGGUCAGCUCAAAGUGUUGGCACAUUCUUUUGAUCAAUCUUUAGGUGGUAGAGACUUUGAUGAGGGUUUAUUUCAGCACUUCGCUGCCAAGUUUAAGGACGAGUACAAGAUUGAUGUUCUCAAGAGUGCUAGGGCUUGUCUACGGCUUAGAGCUGCCUGUGAGAAAAUGAAAAAAGUUCUUAGUGCCAACGCUGAGGCUCCGCUGAAUAUCGAAUGCUUAAUGGAAGAGAAGGAUGUUAGAGGUUAUAUCAAGAGGGACGAGUUUGAGCAGAUAAGUAUUCCAAUUUUAGAACGUGUCAAGAAACCUUUGGAAAAGGCUCUUCAAGAUGCACAAUUGGCAAUUGAUAAUAUUCACAUGGUUGAGCUAGUUGGUUCUGGUUCACGCGUGCCUGCUAUAAUCAACAUACUGACCGAGUUCUUUGGUAAGGAGCCUAGGCUUACAAUGAAUGCCAGUGAGUGUGUAGCCAGGGGUUGUACCUUGCAGUGUGCUAUUCUCAGCCCUACAUUUAAAGUGAGAGAGUUCCAGGUACAUGAGAGUUUCCCAUUUUAUAUUGCUGCAUCUUGGAAAGGUGCUGCUCUUGAUAGUCAGGAUGGGAAAGCAGAUAAUCAGCAAAGUUCUGUUGUCUUCCCUAAAGGAAAUGCCAUACCUAGUGUCAAGGCAUUGACGUUUUACAGGUCAGGAACAUUCACAAUUGAUCUACUGUAUGCUGAUGCAGGCGAGCUGCCGGUGCCUGCUAAGAUCAGUACAUACACGAUUGGUCCUUUUCAGUCUUCGACAAGUGAGCGAGCGAAGGUGAAGGUGAAAGCUCACCUAAAUCUUCAUGGGAUUGUGUCUGUUGACUCGGCUAUGCUUAUUGAGGAAGAAGAGGUAGAAAUUCCUGUCACAAAAGAACCAGCAAAGGAUGCUACGAAAAUGGAAACCGAAGCUCCUAAUGAUGCUGCUCCUCCCAGUUCAAAUGAUGCUGAUGUCAAUAUGCAAGAUGCCAGAGAAACUGCCGAUGCUUCUGGCGCUGAAAAUGGUGUUCCUGACUCAGGAGACAAGCCUACCCAGAUGGAAACAGAUAACAAGGUUGAGGCUCCAAAAAGGAAAGUAAUGAAGACAAAUCUACCUGUGGCAGAAGUUGUUUAUGGUGCAAUGGCGCCGGCAGAUGUGCAGAAAGCAGUAGAAAAGGAAUUUGAAAUGGCAUUGCAGGAUAGGGUUAUACAAGAGACCAAAGACAAGAGGAAUGCUGUUGAGUCCUAUGUGUAUGUUAUGAGAACUAAGCUUACCGAAAAAUAUCAGGAAUUUGUUACUGAUUCCGAGAGGAAAGAAUUUAUAAGAAAACUGCAAGAGGUUGAAGAUUGGUUGUAUGAAGAUGGUAAAAAUACAACAAAAGGUGUUUAUGCUGACGAACUUGAGGAGCUCAAAGAGCGUGGUGAUCCCAUUGAAGAGAGGUACAAGGAGUACACAGAAAGAGGAUCUGUUGUCGAACAACUUAUAUAUUGCAUUAAUAGCUACAGAGAGGCAGCAGUGUCAAAUGAUCUCAAAUUUGACCACAUUGACUUGUCUGUAAAGCAGAAGGUAUUGAAUGAGUGUGUAGAAGCAGACGCUUGGCUAAGAGAGAAAAAGCAGCAACAAGACUCUCUUUCUAAAUAUGUCAGCCCAGUUCUUUUGUCAGCUGAUGUGAGAAAGAAGGCAGAAGCAGUUGACAGAGUUUGCAAGCAAAUAAUGAUGAAGCCAAAACCAGCUAAACCAGCUACUCCAGAAACGUCCGUUGCCGGGCCGAUUUGGGCGGAAGGAGGAUAUCGGUUGAAGCGUCAACGGGCGGAAGAUUACAAUUUUUUUGAAAACAAACACCAUGAAGAUGCUGCAGACAUGGAGGAAGAUGUACGUGAUUAUGACAAUUUCAUUCUAAAAGCUGAAGAAGACGAAGACUUGCCAAAGGAACAGGCGGAAGAACAAAAAACAGAUAUGGAGGAGGAUUUAGAUCUGGAUACGAUGUGGGAAGAACGAAAGUGCCCGCUGCGAGGAGUUUGUGAUUUCGCUCAUUGGCGUUCUUUUGAUGAACUGCCGUGUUUGUUGGAUAUUUACUCAAUUAUCCUCAGGCCCAACGAGAAUUUCACCGGCCGUGAGAACUUGUGUUUGCGAGGCAAACUGAGCGGUACAAUUUUCACCGAGGUUAUCAAAAUCCCGGAUGAGAUCGCGGAGUCAUUUCUGAUGAGGAAACAUUAUGUUCACAGGGAGGAUCUCUACUUGUACAAGAUGAAAAAAGACGACACGGAGGCGGAGUCAGUGGAUCUGUCGGCCGACGAUGCUCGAGCUGAGAUUACUCUCUUUGGUCCUCAUCUCAGACGGUUCCCUCACUGUGAGAUUAGUAUGAUAUUGGAUGUGGGCCUAAGGUUGGAUGAUCAAGAACUCAUUCAAGGUGAGGAGGUUGAUUCUUUUGAUGCAUUCAAAGAUGGCGACAAGUUUAAUAAAGGAACUCUCUUCUUUCACGAGCUGCGUUUUCGCAUGUUUCCCUGGCUUAUGAACCGUGUCCUGCACGAACAGGUCAGGCCUAUCAAAACCUGGGGUAUGACAUUUGAUGAUGAUGGUCCUGUUGAUGUGUUUGUACGCUAUGCUAUUAUGAGUCCUGGAGCGGCUGCCGGUAUUAAAAUUAAAAUCUUGAAUAGGCCGGACGUCAGCCGUGUCCAUGGCUGUGUUUAUGCACGCCCUUGCUCUUUCAUUGGUAAAAUCCCGCUUAUCAGGGCCGAAGAAGCCGGUGUGGAACCUGAUGGGACCAUUCAGCUCAAGAGAUCACUCGUUGCUGUUCCCUCAAAUGCCUCUCUGGUCAUUGGAGUCGACCAAUUGUGUGAUCAACAUGGCCGCCUUGUUGUGUCUGCUGCCGCAACUUUCUUUGUUCCGCUCCAUGUUGGACGAUCUCAACCUAAACUUAUUGGGGAUAGUUGUCUUCAAGUUGAGGUCGAAUGGCUUCUCCACGACAUCUUUCCUAGACGUUGGAGGUACUGAGGUAGUUCCAUUGCAUCUUUAUGCAAGUUAAACCUUGAAUUUGUUGAAGCUGAUUAGAGUACCUGUCGUUGAACUAAUUUAUUUUUCGUUUUUGUGACUUAGAGACUAGCUCUGCUUAAUUAUAUGCAUCUGCCUCUUUUAUGUUAUCAAUACACUAAGAAUUUACAGAAAUCCGUGUUCCUGCAAUUUUUCUCAA